This is a messenger RNA of Tilletiopsis washingtonensis, 4659 nucleotides long. RefSeq lists its product as hypothetical. Bases 1 to 4659 code for a protein of 1552 amino acids. The record is from RefSeq and is a predicted model, not a curated record. Lineage: Eukaryota; Fungi; Basidiomycota; Exobasidiomycetes; Entylomatales. The transcript is spliced from 2 exons.
AUGCCGUCUUCCGGCGCCGACGAUGCGGCGCAGGCGGCGGGCCCUGCUGCCGUGCCUCUCGCGCUCGGCGCGCCGAAGGAGCGCCUGCGUGCGCUGCCCGGCGUGCACCAGUCGCUCAUCCCCUACGCACGGCUGCUGGCACACGAGGCCGCAGCGUUUCACGAGCAUCUGCACCCACGCGCCUCAUCCUCAGCCGCCUCCUCGUCGCUCGGCUCUGACGACUCGCUCGCGUCCUCGGCCGACUCCAAUGCCUGGACGACGCAGCAGCUCGGCGCCUUCUGGCCUUCGCUGCGCCGGCACUCCAAGGCGCGGCCCGACCUCAUCGCUCUCGAGACGGGCCGCUCUGUCAAACACGUCGCGGCGCUGCUCAUUGCGCUCGAGCGCCAGCGCACUCUGUCAGCAACCCUUGGCCCCAGUCACUUCCGCAGCGAGCGCAUGUUCCCCUCGGCGCGCCAGAUGAGCGAGCGGUGGGUCGCGCUCGAGGAGAAGAUGAGCGGCAGGCUCGAGGAGCGGCACGAUCAGCUCAGCCGUGUGCUCGCAGGUGAGAUGGCACACCUGCCGCACGAUGCUCUCGCGGCGCCCGAGCCAGAAGGCGCAGGCGAGUCAGCUGCUGGGCCUCCGGGGCAGCCGCCGCUCUCGCCGCGCUCGCGUGCGCUUAGCACCUUGCAGCGUCCCGUCGCCUGGGCGGUGCAGACUGUGACGGUACUCCUCUACCUGCGGCAUGCCCCGCUCGCUUCUCAGCGCGGACAGCUUGCGGGACGUGCCGUCAAUGUCUACGCUCAACACGCCGUCGAGGAGCUGCUCCUCUCCACGAGCAUCGCGCCAGACUCGUACGUCGACUUCGCCACGACUCACCCCGUGCCGAGCUUUCGUGUGCGGCGCGAGCCAUUCGACGAGGUCUCGACGCGCAGCAAGAGCCGGAUGCGCAGCCUGCUCGAUGCCUUCUGGACCGAGGCGCUAGCGUCGGGCUGCGUGGCAUGGGUCUCCAAGGAGGAGUCCAAAAAGCGCGCAAGCAGAGCUGCCGAGAGCGUCUGGGAGCUCGAGAUGGCGCAGCUAGAGGCAGACUUGUCGCUGCCGCUGCCGGACAGCCAAGGUGGACACUUCGUUUGGACUGAAGAGCUCCUCUCUGAGCUCGAGACGGCUUCCUUCGCUGCCGACGCACGGCCAAGCGCCGUGGCAUCGAGCUCUGCAGUGCCGAUGGGACCAGCGCUCAGCGUCGACGAGGACGAGCUGCUGGCUGCGGCGCGUCGCGGGCAGGCUGCCCUGGCGCACGCUCGCGAUGCUGCUACGCUGCGUGUGCUGGCCUCGCUGUCGCAAGCGGAGCUGGCGUUCGCGCAGGGCGUUCCGCCACCGGCGCCCGCGCCGCGCAGAGCCAUCGUGGUGGCAGAGCGACAGGAGGCUCGGGAGCGCAGGCGGCAAGGACUCGAGCCCGUCUGGUUCCACGGCAUCGACAUCUCCGACGUGCCGCUGCGGGACCGGCAGCGCGUGCGCUACCGCAUCCUGUCGCGCAUCCAGCGCUACGGCCUGGCAAAGACGCAGACGAUGGACUGGCGCAUGCGCGACAAGAAGGUGCGCCCGACACUCGAGGAACGCCGCAAGGCGCGCCGGAGGCGGCGCAGAGAAGAAGACAAGAAGCUCUACUAUCCGCUGCCGCCGCUGGCGCCGCACGUGGCGCCCGAGGUCUACAAAGGCAUCGACAUUUCCGAAGUGCCACUGCGCCAGCGUAAGCACGUAAAGCAGCGCAUCUGCAUGCGCGUGCAGCGCUCUGGGCUUGAGAGGGCCCAGGAGCUCGGCUGGCAGAUUCACAACCGCACGGACGAGGACGGGCGCUACAUGUUCAAGGGCAUCGAGAUUGUGCUGGAGAACAACACACCUGCCGAGCGCAGACGCGUCUCAGACCGCAUCGCGCGCCGCAUCAGGCUGUUCGGCCUCGAGGCGGCGAAGCUCAUGGGCAUCGAGUCGGUCUCCAAGAAUCCCGCUGUCAAGGCCCGCUACGACGCGGUCGUCGAGGCGGCCAGGCUGGGACGCCUGGACACCAUCGAGCCGCUGCAGGCGGCAGAGGAGAGCGACAGCGAGGUGGAUACAAACGCGGUCGAUGAGCUCCUGCAGGCGGCAAAUGAGGCGCCAGCCAGUGCCGAGUCAUCCAGCGCAGCGGCGCCCGUCCGGGCGCCUCGUGUCGCGGCUGGACCGGCCAGGUCUGUUCCCGCUGCAGCUCCUCCUGCGCAGCCUCUUGAGCAGCAAGCAGGAGCCACUCGGCGAUGGAAGGCCAUCGGCGUCGACGCGCUGCAAACCGGAGGCGUCCUCGGGCGGCUGAAGCAGCUCGAUCUUGAGCUGCUCAGCGUCAGUCGCAUCGCCCACCUACACUCACUACAAACUGCCGUGCCCGCACCGCCGCAAGUAUCCGCGACCGUCGGCACCGCCGAGGCGCCAGCGCGCUUGAACGCACUGCUGCUGCUCGACCUCCAUUCACACGUGUCCGACUUCGUGCGCGCAGUUCUCGGCCGCGUCAUUCACGAGGGCGAGAAGCGGUCUGGGCUCAUCAGCGGCGCCGACAUCAACGAUGCCCUCCUUGCCCACACGCCCAUCCUGCCCACAUCGCUGCCGCACUAUGGCACGCUGAAUGUGCAUCCUGAGGAGCGUCUUGCGCGCGCCGCGCGCGAGAACAUGGUCGCCGACCCGCCGGUCGACUGGCUCGGCGCCCUCUUUCCGGACGACGAGGUGCGUGCGCUCAGCGCCGGCGUGGACAUCGAUGGCGCUGCCGCGCGUGCACCGCCCGGAGACGAGCAGGUCUUUACGGCCCGGCAUGUCUUCUCCCGCGCUCACGUUCCCACUGAGCCGGAGCGAGAACGGCUGGCGGCGCGCAUGCGCGAAGAGCUCCGCGAGGCCAAGAGCGGUGAGAAGCGCAAGCGUCCGCAGGCUCUGGACGUCGUAUCGGACGAGAGCUCGCUCUAUGAGGACGACAUCGAAGAGGCUGAGGCGACGGCCGCCAAAAUCCGCCGCCUGCAGCGAAGCAACGUCGGCAUCAACAUGCACGACGAAGUCGUCGGCAUCGCUCCGCCGCUCGUCGGACGCAACGCGGUGCCAGAGCGCUACCGCCCGCCAUUCCUCGUCAAGCCGAGAGGAGAGCGGCGCGACCAGGUGCAUCAGGCACGCUGGAAGCAGAUCGCAGAGGAGGACAGGCGCCGAGACAAGGAGGCCGAGGAGGCAGACUGGCGCAGAUGGUGGGGCAGGGACAUUCGCGUCAGGCUGCAGGGCGAAGAUGGCGAGGAGGACGGCGGCUGGGUCGAAGUCAGCGAGGAAGAGCCGGCGAGCAGCGAGGAGGAGCGCUCGCAGCUCAAGCGCGCUCUCAAGGGCAAGACGAAGAUGCGCAACUCGGACGAGGAGGAGACGAGCAGCAGCGAGGAGGAGAGCAGCGAGGCGGAAGGCAGCCGAGAUGACAAGAUGGACAUCGACGCACUGAGCGAGAGCAGCGAUGCAGCCUCCGGCAGUAGCUCAGAGUCAGAGAGCGACGACGAGGUCAGCCUUGACUCGCGCAGCGACAACAGUCAAAGCUCGAGUGCAGGCAGUGGCGACAGCGGCAGCAGCAGUGAUGACGACUCGGCGCCAAGCGUCAUGCAGCAGAGCGUUGCAGCUGGCAGCGCCCGAGCUUGCAGCCGAUCGAGCUCAGGCUCAAGCAGCUCGAGCCCAAACUCCAGUAGCUCGAGCGAUGCCUCGUCGCGAUCAGCUCCACGCCAGGAGUCUUCCGCGGCGCCCAAGGCAUCACCGACGCCAGGGCGCGCCGCUGCCGGCGCAUCAUCUUCCUCCUCUUCAUCUUCCUCCUCCGGCGUCUCUCCUUCGCGCGCGUCCGCUGGCCAAGCCCCGAAGCUCUCGACGUCCACGAGCAGCUCGUCCUCCAGCAGCGGCAGCGGCAGUAGCAGCAGCGAUAGCGAUAGCGACUCGUCCUCGCAAGCUCAUGCGCCUGCCGCUACCACGCAGCCUGCACGUCGUCGCUCGCCAAGCGCCAUCUCCAUCCGUUCUUCCUCGACCUCGUCUCCGUUCUACCCGGCGACGAGCGUGAGCCAUGCACAUGCGUCGCGCCCAGCAGGUGCGCCUCUUGUAGCGCAUGAUCACGACGUCGUGAUGAGAGGCCGUGGCAGCGACAGCGACAGCAGCAUCAGCAUCAGCAAUGCCAGUGGCAGCGGAAGCAGCAGUGGCAGCCAGAGCGACAGAAGUCCCGGCGACAAGAGUAGCAGCAAGAAGAACGCAAGUGCCAGCGACGGCAGCAGCAGCAGCUCCUCCGGCUCGUCCUCGAGCUCCUCGGGCAGCAGCUCUGCCUCGCAGUCAUCGUCCGCGCGACAAAGCCCCCGCGUCGUUCUAGCGAGGCAGCAGCGCGCUGCCACGAGCAGCACCAGCUCCGGCUCGAGCAGCUCAGGCAGCUCACGCAGCUCGAGCGGCUCAAGCGACUCUAGCGACUCGUCUGCGUCGACGGCGACACGAGGUCGUGCAGCUGUGCAGCCGGCGGCGGAAGCUGGCAGCUCCAGCGACAGCUCGAGCGACAGCGACACGUCUUCGUCUUUGUCCGACGCUGCGCCAGCUGCGCCCCUCAGUAGGCUGGGCCCGGCGCCGCCGUCCGACUCGGACAGCGACACGUCUGACACCAGCAGCGACGACAGCUCUUGA